Notechis scutatus (mainland tiger snake) is the source of this 1122-nucleotide messenger RNA. The record is from RefSeq and is a predicted model, not a curated record. NCBI's taxonomy places the organism in Eukaryota, Metazoa, Chordata, Lepidosauria, Squamata, Elapidae.
UGUUUGAAGGACAUCCACGCUGCCCUUACUCAGAGGCAUUAUGCUGCUUGAGAAGCUUCAGGUGGUCAUGUCUCUUUCAAUAAGGGUUUUACCAUUGGGGAUAAGGCAACAGCAUUGCUCGCAUCCAGCUGUAAAAUAUGUUCAUGCAGAAACACGCUCGCUUCCAGAAUGUCCUUGCACACAUGAAACUUUUUUUUCUCUUUUGAAAUUAACGUCUCUCCAUGCUCACUUCCUCUUUUUUGGAGUGGGGGUUUCAAUUGUAGUUCUUUCCUGCUCCACCUCUCCCUUGCAAGCGGGCCAUUAUAUAACGGGAUCAUAGAAGCAGAAGGACAGAGGAAGACGGAAGGUUGAGAACCCUUCUCUUCUUCAAGGUCACAUUCAGAGCUGAUCAUGAUGUUCAAAGGAGUUGGCCUUGGACUCUUCGUAGUCCUGGCUGCGGUGCUGAUGCUGGGCACCUUUGCUGCGGAUUACGAGACCUUCCUGAGGCAGCACUACGAUAACCCCAAAAGCAAUGUGGGAAAUAACUACUGUAAUAAAAUGAUGCAAAGGCGCGGAAUGACCCAACCCAAAUGUAAGGAGGUCAACACCUUCAUCCAUGACACAAAGAACAAUAUCAUCGCUGUCUGUGGGGAUGGUGGAGAACCCAUCAAUAACAGAUUGCGGCGUAGCAAGAAACAGUUCCGGGUCACCACCUGCAAGAUGAAGGGAUCGUCCACCAAACCUCCUUGUGAUUACAGGGAAAACGAAUCACCCAGGUAUAUUGUCAUUGCUUGUGAGAACGGAUUGCCUGUGCACUAUGAGGAAGGCCAGAUUUAACAGUGUUUGAAGAUGAAAAGAAUUGAUCAGAUGGAGUCUCCCUCAAGAUGGCUUCUCUUCUACGGGAAAGAUCUCGGUUUCUGCUGAUCCUCUGGCUCAUGUCCUGAACUCUUUUUCAUGAUCUGUGCUCAAUUUCAACCAUUGUAACCUACGUAGAUGCUUCCCAGUGCUUUCCUUUUUUUCCUCUGUAGCCUACAACCAGCACAUAACCUAAAGUCUGAAUAUCCUAAAUUUUAUGUAAACGAGCAAUAAUACCUCUCCCAAAUGCUUUAAAUGAAUGAUUAAAAAUAAACAAAAAAGUUGCAU